Molecule: messenger RNA, 3040 nt
Organism: Tarenaya hassleriana
Lineage: Eukaryota; Viridiplantae; Streptophyta; Magnoliopsida; Brassicales; Cleomaceae
Product: protein argonaute 4-like
Exons: 23
Coding region: 79-2814 (911 amino acids)
Biological process (GO): regulatory ncRNA-mediated post-transcriptional gene silencing
Cellular component (GO): cytoplasm
Molecular function (GO): protein binding; RNA binding
Source: RefSeq, a predicted model, not a curated record
UUUUACAAUUUGUUUUUAGGGUUUGCUCGCGGAAAAAAAAAAUUUAAUCGGCGUCUCGCUCUCUUGGGCACGAAGGAAAUGGAUUCCGGCAACCCAAAUGGAAAAGGGGCAAGGGAAGAGUUACCCCCUCCUCCACCUGUUCCUGCAGAUGUAGUCCCUGCUAAGGUGGAACUCGAGCCUGCAGUGAAGAAGAAACUCCGUCUCCCGAUGGCUAGGCGUGGCCUCGGGACCAAGGGCCAGAAGAUUUCAUUGCUCACAAACCACUUCAAAGUCAAUUACACGAAUUCGAAUGGCCAUUUCUUCCAUUACAGUGUUGCUCUAAUGUAUGAAGAUGGCCAUCCGGUGGAAGCUAAGGGAGUGGGCAGGAAGGUUCUUGAAAAAGUCCAGGAAACUUACCAAAGUGAUUUGGGCUUCAAGGACUUUGCUUAUGAUGGUGAGAAGACUUUGUUCACCAUUGGUGCCCUCCCUCGCAACAAACUCGACUUUUCUGUUGUUCUUGAAGACAUUUCGUCAAGCAGAAACACUGGGAAUGCUAGCCCUAGUGAUACAAACGAUGCUGAUAGAAAAAGAUUAAGGCGGCCAUACAACUCGAAGAAAUUCAAGGUUGAGAUCAGCUUUGCUACAAAAAUUCCCAUGCAGGCUAUUGCAAGUGCUCUUAAAGGACAGGAGACAGAGAAUCUGCAAGAAGCUUUGAGGGUCCUGGAUAUCAUAUUGCGUCAACACGCUGCAAAACAAGGUUGUCUCCUUGUUCGCCAAUCCUUCUUCCACAAUGAUGUAAAGAACUUUGAAAAACUUGGUGGAGGCAUCAUUGGCUGCAGAGGCUUCCAUUCUAGCUUUAGGACUACCCAGAGUGGCUUGUCCCUGAAUAUCGACGUGUCAACUACAAUGAUAGUUCAACCUGGUCCAGUCGUUGAUUUUGUGCUGGAAAACCAGGGUGCGAGAGAUCCAUUUUCAAUUGACUGGAAAAAGGCUGCACGAACUCUCAAGAAUCUGAGAGUUAAGGUCAUGCCCUCACAACAAGAAUACAAAAUAACUGGGCUAAGUGAGCAAAGCUGCAAAAGACAAAUGUUUACUCUAAAGAGGAAGAAUGUGAAAAAUGAAAGUGGCGAAGCUGAGGAGGUCGAAAUGUCUGUGUAUGACUACUUUGUUAAUGUCCGUCAGAUGGACUUGAGGUAUUCGGCAGAUUUACCUUGCGUCAAUGUUGGUAAACCCAAACGUCCGACUUUCAUGCCCAUGGAGCUCUGUUCACUAGUUUCUCUACAACGGUACACAAAAGCCCUUACCAGUUUUCAAAGGUCUUCCCUAGUGGAGAGAUCCAGGCAGAAACCACAGGAACGGAUGAAUGUCUUAUCCCAUGCUCUGAAGACCAGCAACUACAAUGCUGAGCCAUUGCUGCAUGCAAGUGGCAUUAAUAUUAGCUCUAACUUUACCCAAGUGGAGGGCCGUGUUCUACCAACUCCCAAGCUGAAAGCGGGCAAUGGUGAAGACUUCAUUCCUCGAAAUGGACGUUGGAACUUUAAUAACAAGAAACUUGUUGAGCCAACUAAGAUUGAAAAAUGGGCUGUUGUCAACUUCUCAGCGCGAUGUGAUAUGCAAUCACUCGUCCGUGAUUUGAUAAGAUGUGGACAGAUGAAAGGAAUUCAAAUAAGUCCGCCAUUUGAUACUUUUGAAGAAAAUCAUCAGAUGAGACGUGCACCUGCUGCAGUCAGAGUGGAGAAGAUGUUUGAACAGAUACAAUCAAAACUCCCUGGGGCUCCACAGUUCCUUCUUUGCAUACUAGCAGAAAGGAAGAACUCCGAUAUUUAUGGUCCUUGGAAGAAGAAAAAUCUUACUGAUUUUGGAAUCGUGACUCAGUGUAUUGUUCCCUUAAAACCAAAUGACCAGUAUCUUACGAACGUUCUCCUGAAGAUAAAUGCAAAGCUCGGCGGUCUGAAUUCUGUGUUAGCUGUUGAGCGCACGCCAGCAAUGCCUGCAGCUACUAAGGUUCCUACUCUCAUUCUCGGGAUGGAUGUCUCCCAUGGCUCUCCAGGGCAAUCAGAUAUACCAUCCAUUGCUGCGGUUGUGGGUUCUAGGCAAUGGCCGUCUAUCUCAAAAUACAGGGCUUGUGUGCGUACACAGUCGAGUAAAGUUGAAAUGAUCGAUAAUCUGUUCAAACGUGUGUCUGAAAAGGAAGACGACGGGAUCAUCAGGGAGCUCUUAAUCGACUUUUAUUCGAGUUCUGGAAAGAGAAAACCCGAGCACAUUAUAAUUUUCAGGGACGGUGUGAGUGAAUCUCAGUUCAACCAAGUUCUGAACAUUGAACUUGACCAGAUUAUGCAGGCAUGCAAGUUUCUUGACGAAUCUUGGAACCCCAAGUUUAUGGUCAUAGUUGCCCAGAAGAACCACCACACCAAAUUCUUCCAGCCUAACGCUCCCGAGAACGUUCCUCCCGGAACAAUCAUCGACAGCAAGAUCUGUCACCCACGAAACUACGAUUUCUACCUCUGUGCACAUGCUGGAAUGAUCGGGACGACACGACCGACUCACUACCAUGUCCUGUACGACGAAAUCGGGCUUUCCACUGAUGAACUGCAAGAACUUGUCCACGCUCUAUCCUAUGUCUACCAGCGGAGCACGACCGCCAUCUCUAUAGUUGCGCCAGUUAGCUACGCUCAUUUGGCGGCGGCACAGAUGGGGCAACUGAUGAAAUUUGAGGACACAUCGGAAAGCUCCUCGAGCCAUGGAGGCGGAGGAGUGACCACUGUCGGAGCAGUUCCUGUCCCUCAGUUGCCGAAGCUCAAAGACAAUGUCGCCAGCUCCAUGUUUUUCUGCUGAAGAAAUCCUCCAUCAGCUUUAUUUCUACUAGGGGUUUUUUUUUUGGUUGGAUUGAACAUCAUCGGCGUUUUAGGGUUUUUUGCGGGUUGGAUGAAAGAUCUGAUUUUGGCUCGACCCUCGUAAAUGUUUAGUCGUUUAAUUUUUAUUUUUUUUUUGGUUGGGCAUUUGUCUGAAUAGUUUGAAUCAGAUGGAUUUCAAUGCAAAAUGUCCCACGUUUAGAUUAAUA